Spea bombifrons (plains spadefoot toad) is the source of this 1371-nucleotide messenger RNA. RefSeq names its product P2Y purinoceptor 1-like. The record is from RefSeq and is a predicted model, not a curated record. The transcript has a single exon. Gene Ontology annotation, molecular function: neuropeptide receptor activity. Gene Ontology annotation, biological process: G protein-coupled receptor signaling pathway. Gene Ontology annotation, cellular component: membrane. The coding region runs from base 285 to 1340 and encodes 351 amino acids. NCBI's taxonomy places the organism in Eukaryota, Metazoa, Chordata, Amphibia, Anura, Pelobatidae.
AUUGCUGGGAGGAGUUGUGGCCGCACGGUACUGCAGUCUAACAAACACCGUGAUAUGCUCUAAACCCUCUUCCGACAGCAGCCCGCACAGCUCUGUUCUCUUGGCGAGUUGCUCCACGGUACAGUAAAUAAGGCGAGAUAUCUUGACAGCGUUGCCGCUAAAGCCCCCAUGGUCAGAAGAUGGAAGGAACGCGUAUGACCAUCAAAAAGCCAACCCAGAAGAAGCAUUGCGGGAUACGGGUUUGAAAGUACAUGUGUUGGAAUUCUGAUGGGUAGAUAGCCAUCAUGGAAGAUUAUUUCGAGGCGGCUUUUACAGCCGGCAGCUUUAAUUCCAGCUCCGAAUGCUCCGUCAACAAAGAGUUUACUUUUCGGUUCCUGUCUUCCGUUUACCUCGUGGUCUUCUUGAUUGGACUGCUCGGCAACGCUUUCGGCUUGUGGAACUUGGCCGCGAACUGGAAGAAAUGGACUUCUUUGAACGUGUUCGUGCUAAACCUGGGAAUCGCGGAUCUCCUGUACGUCGCCACGCUGCCCUUUUUUGUGUCUUAUUACGUCAACAAAGGGAAGUGGAUGUUUGGCUACGGGUUCUGCCGACUGGCGCGCUGUCUGUUUCACGUGAACAUGUACGCCAGCAUAAGCUUCCUCACCUGCAUCAGCGUCCAACGCUACGUUGGCAUCGUCCACCCGAUGAAAAUGAUGGGCCGGUUCCAGAAUUUAAGGCAUUCUCUGUACAUCAGUGUCCUGGUGUGGAUUUGGGUGGUUAUCCAGAUCCUGCCGAACCUUCACUUCAGGAACGCCGAGAAGAACAACACCUUCUGCCACGACUCAACGGUUAACGAGCAUUUGGAGACGUACACGCCGUACUCCUUGAUGAUAACGUUUACCGGGUUCUUGAUUCCCUUUGUCAUCAUCGUGGUGUGUUACACGCGCGUCCUUACGGUCCUGAUAAAAAACAAAAACGUGGAUCCCAACCUGAAGAGAAGGAGCAUCAAGCUGGUCUGCAUCGUUCUCGUCCUGUUCUCCAUCUGCUUCUUCCCCUAUUACUUCUUCCGAAAUCUUAACUUGCUAUCGCGGUCUUGGCAGCUGCGGGGAACCUGCACCAAGACGCUGAAAAGUGUUUACGUAUCUUAUCAGGUUACCAGAGGUUUGGCCAGCUUGAACAGUGCCAUUAACCCCUUGCUGUACUUGGUGACCAAUGAGAACUUUGUUUCCAAGUUCAGGAAGCUGAGACAAAAAGCUUGGUUUAAGUUUGUGUACCUGGGGAGAAAUCAAAACCUUCGCAACAUCGAAUCGUUAAACGUUGACGGAACCAAAGAACUUGAGGAGGUAUCCGAGGAACUGUGAAUUUUAAUAUAAUAUUAAGGUAUAUAUACGU